AUGCCAAAACGAACAAAUGAAUUAAAUCAAUUAAAUAUCAACACGAAAAAAAUAAAAUAUGUUAAUAAAAUCUCGACAUUUGAAACAAUGUCAAAUGAAUUAAUUAUGGAAUUAUUUGAAUAUUUUGACUUAUAUUCGCUUUAUUUAACAUUUUAUUCUCUUAAUUCUCGUUUCAAUUCAAUUGUUUGUCAUUGUCAAGUACAUGUCAAUCUUGAUAAAAUUAAUCCAUUAUAUUUUACAUCAUUUAUUGGAAAUUUUAUAUAUACUAAUAUUGACAAAGGUCGAAUAAGUUCAUUUCAAUCUUCAAUACCACAUCAAAUAGCUGUUUUAGCAAAUGAUAUUGUUAUGGAUCGUUUUAUUUUACUUCGAUCAUUAACUUUAUCUCGUUGUUCUAUUGAUUUAGUUAUACAAGUUCUUAAUCAAAUUGAAAAAUCUAUAUUAGAAAAAAUUUCCAUAACAUCUUGUAAAAGAAUUAUAGGCAGAAAAUAUUCGUUAACACAACAUUUACUAUCAGCUGUACGUUAUCCAUCGUUACGUUCAAUUCAUCUUAGAUUGUGUGCUCGCGGAAUUGUUAAUUUAACUGAUGUUGAGAUAACAUCUCAAACAUUAAAUAAAUUAGAAUAUUUGUCAUUAGAUAAAUCUUCUGAAAUUGAAGAUUUAUUUCAUAUACUUGAUCUUUUACCUAAUCUUCAAUCAUUAAAUAGUGUUGUAAAUAAUCUAACUGAUUCGUUUUUAAUAUCAAUAGGAGUAAAAAAGAUUUUAUCAUUAUCACGACUUACAUUAACCUCAAGCAUAAUUCAAAUGUCAACAUUAGAAUAUUUAUUAAAAAUUUUUCCAAAUUUAACAUAUCUUUAUCUUGAUUUUUCUACUAGAUCAUCAAACUUAAUUGAUUCAAAAUAUUGGAUAGAUUUAUUAGAGAAAAUGUAUCUAUUAAAACAUGUAUAUAUUCGAUUUAGUAUUCCAUUAUUUCAAACAAAUUUAUCUCUUGAACAAGUACGUGAUCGUGUAAAAUUAUUUAAACGGCCAUGGUUUUUUACACGAAAUUUAAUCAAUCGAAUGCAUACUAUUCGUAUUAUUAUAAAUGGAAUACAACAAAAUGAACAAAUUAAAUAA
Rotaria sp. Silwood2 is the source of this 1113-nucleotide messenger RNA. Lineage: Eukaryota; Metazoa; Rotifera; Eurotatoria; Philodinida; Philodinidae. The record is from the annotation of a GenBank genome assembly.